Messenger RNA from Lottia gigantea (owl limpet), 1083 nucleotides. RefSeq lists its product as hypothetical. The record is from RefSeq and is a predicted model, not a curated record. NCBI's taxonomy places the organism in Eukaryota, Metazoa, Mollusca, Gastropoda, Lottiidae. The coding region runs from base 1 to 1083 and encodes 360 amino acids. The transcript has 8 exons.
AUGACUUUCAAAGUUGCCUUGUCAUUUGUUAACAAAUUGCGAGAAUUUGAAUCAGUUCUUCAAAGUCAGAAAACAAACAAUAUCAAAUCCCAAAGUAUAUUGCCAGAAUAUAAGACAUUUAAACAGAAAGAAUCAUUUAUUGAUAGUUUUUCCAGUGAAAAUAGUUUCUGCUUGAUGCAGUUAGGAUUUGAUUUUUCCACUACAUUUUCUUCUAAUAUCAUACAGGUGAGAAGUUGUAGUGAAGACUAUAUGGUAUAUAAGUUUGUAUAUGAAAUUAUUCAAACUAUAUUGUUACAGUCAGAAAAAAAUCCUAUAUUUCUCCAAUUUACUACUACGUUUUUAUCAUCUGUUCACCUUUUACAGCAACAGAAACAGCUGGUAUCUUAUUGUAUUUAUCCAAAGGAAUUCCAACACCUCAAGUUAUUACUGAAUCAAGAUUCAAAAACAAUCUGUUUGUCUAGUAUGUGUCAGCAAACAGAAACUAUUGUCAAUGAAAUAAAAUCAUUGGUUAUCAGUGAAAACAAUGUUACGAAAUUAGAUCUAAUGCUUUUACUGACACAACAUGUACAUUGGUAUUACAAUAUUAUUUGGAACAUUUUCAACAGUUCACAAAAGUUCAACGGUAUUUUAGUAGAGUAUUUAUUAUGGUUCCAUAAUAUUUAUACUGACAAUUUCAAGAGAAGAGUUGUAGAAUGCAUAGAGAAUAUGAAGUGUAUAUUAAAGAAAAAGAGUUUAAGAGAGAGUGAUAUAGAAUAUGGGGUAUAUGGUAUUGUUUCAAUAGAAGAAUUACUACCUUUAACUAAACAUCUCCUAUUCAUAUUGUUAUUACAAUCAGACUCUGGUUUUCUGCUGUCUAACCAGAUAUUUCAUAUGGCUAGAUGUGAUACUGAUCAAGAUAUAUUAAUGAUGUUUAUAUAUUUACAUGAUAUUCAUCCAAUCAAUAUUUCUGUCUGGUCAUCAACUAAAUUAAUAGCAUUCCAAAAUAUUUGUCAGACAUCCAGAUGUAAUAUAGAGAAAAAUCAACAGAUAGACAUUAAUCACCAUCACACCAUUCUUCAUAAAAGUGAAAACCUGUUUUCUUGA